Candidula unifasciata is the source of this 3050-nucleotide messenger RNA. The record is from the annotation of a GenBank genome assembly. NCBI's taxonomy places the organism in Eukaryota, Metazoa, Mollusca, Gastropoda, Stylommatophora, Geomitridae.
AUGUUAAAAUUUUUUAAAAAGCAUCCCCCUAAAGAGGGAGAGGAGAGGGAACGUAUCAAGAAAGAAUUGUUCAGAUUUCAGAAGUGUGUUGACCAUGGCUUUCCAUCCAAACCUAGUGCCCUUGCCUAUGACCCAAAGCUUCGAUUGUUGGCCAUUGGAACCAAAUCAGGAUCGCUAAGAAUCUAUGGUACUCCAGGUUUUGAGGUCACGGCUGUCCAUGAGGGAGAUGUGUCAGUCUCUAGCAUUUUCUUCAUUCCAGAUGAGGGUCGGCUCAUCACUGCCUGCAGUGAUCACUCUCUUCAUCUGUGGGAAAUCAACAGCAGAGAUGGCACUUCUGUGUUGGAAGAGAAGCAUUUUCAGGCAUCAGAACCUGCCAAAGUGAAGAACAUGUCAGCUUGUGCCCUGAGCACUGACAGCUGCACCCUAUAUGUGGGCACGGAGAGCGGAAAUGUGCAUUUCAUUGAUGUCAAGACCCUGACAGAAACCAGCGUCGUUAACAUGGAUGCCAUCAUUCAGAAUGUUCCGGAUGAUUUCAAAGUCAGCCCUGGUGCAGUGGAGGCGAUCGCUAGCAAUCCUGUGAACAGUGACAAGGUACUGAUUGGCUUCAACAGAGGGUUAAUCACUUUGUGGGAUGCCAAAGAAAGUGUCGCAGAAAAUGCUUUCAACUCUUCAUUGCAACUGGAGUCACUCACCUGGCACAGGAAUGGUGAGGAAUUUAUCAGCUCCCACAAUGACGGCAGUUACAUUACCUGGAAUUCACGAGAUUCCUCAGCUCCUAUUGAACCUUCAGUUUCACCAUAUGGUCCCUUCCCAUGUAAGGCUAUCAACAAAUUACAGUGGAAGAUGACGAAAAAUGAGCCAAUGAUCAUCUUCUCUGGUGGAAUGCCUCGAGCCAGCUACGGAGAUCGGCAUACAGUGAGCAUCCAACAGGGAGAUAGUCACAUCGUUGCAGACCUCACAUCCAGGGUUGUGGAUUUUGUUGUUGUGUCAAAGGCUGAUGAAAAAGAUGCCGUUGAGACAGAGAGAGACGACCCUCAUGCACUCAUCAUCCUGGCAGAGGAGGAGUUGGUGGUGCUAGACCUGGAGACGGAGUCUUGGCCCAGCUUCCGCCUGCCGUACCUCAACAGUGUUCAUUCCUCAGCCAUCACUUGUGCACAGCAUGUGUCCAACGUGCCAGAGCAGCUUUGGCAAAAGAUCACAGAUGCUGGAGAUAGCCAGAAUAAGAAUUUCUCCAAAAGGGAGUGGCCCAUAAAUGGUGGCAAAAAUUUGGCAGCAGCACCUUUAACUAAGGAUCUACUUCUAACUGGACACGAGGAUGGCACUGUGAGGUUCUGGGAUUCCUCCACCUCCUGUCUACACCUGAUGUACAAGCUGAGCACCUGCCCAGUGUUUGGGAUUCCUGUCAACAAUGUUGAGUCACCAAGUGCCGAGGAGGAGGAGUGGCCACCAUUCCGCAAGGUGGGAACCUUUGACCCUUACAGCGAUGACCCUCGUUUGGCCAUUCAGAAACUAGCCCUGUGUGCACUUAGUGAAACCUUGGUGGCCGCUGGCUCUGCGGGCCAGGUGCUAAUUUUCAACAUGGAGCGACAGGAACGAGAGCAGGACCUCAAGGAGGUGAAGGUGAACAUCAUGAAUGACCAUGAAGGCUUUGUAUGGAAAGGACACAAGGCAUUGAGCUGUAAGAUUGGGGACCUCAAGUAUGCAGCAGGGUUCCAGCCCACCUGCCUAAUGCAGCUAGAUCCCCCGGCAGCUUGUACUGCUCUGGCACUGCACUCGGAGUGGCAGCUGGUGGCUGCUGGCACUGGUCAAGGAUUUGCCCUUCUGGAUUACGCGCAGAAGAAGGAAGUAGCCACAAGAUGUACACUCAACCCUAAUGACCUUUCUGCCACGUCUGACACAGCAAUGUCACGCCGGAAAUCUCUGAAGAAGUCCCUUCGUGAAUCCUUCCGGCGACUGCGCAGACGACGCUCUGAGAAGAAACACAAAGAUGACAGACCCAAAAAAGAUGAUAGAGCAGACACACAGCACAUUGAGGAAACAGCAGCGGCCGCAGCAGCAGGUGCCACAGGCUCAGAAGCAGCUGCUGGUGACUGUAAGCCUGAAGAGAGGCAGGUGGAGGCUCGCGGUGCUGAUGAUUCCAUGACUUCCAUGGUUCGCUCACUGUGUUUUGCUGAUACUUUCAUUGUCAAUGGUGCAAGCCACAGUCCAUCUCUAUGGGUGGGAACCAACGGCGGCCACAUCUUUGUGUACAGCCUCACUGUGCCAGCGUCUGACAAACGCACAGAAGACUAUGUCCAGUGUCUCUUAGCCAAAGAGAUCAAGCUGAGACACAGGGCCCCAGUCCUCAGCAUUGCAGUUAUAGACAGCAAGAACACAGUGCUGCCGGAAGCAUUUGAAGUCAUCCACGAGAGAGCCAAGGCUCCUGAUAUGGAGGGUCAGCAUUCAGUUAUCAUCUGUUCAGAAGAACAGCUGAAGACCUUCACCCUUCCCGCCCUGAAACCGAGGUGGAAGAACAAAAUUACUGCCAUUGAUGGAGCUAGGUUGAGGAAGAUCAGCUUUGUCAACUUUAGGAGACAAGGGGACAACUACAAUGAAUUUGAUAUUGCCUGUUUGACCAACACGGGUGACUUGCGAGUCUAUUCGGUGUCCACUCUAAGGAGACAGUUAUCAGCUCAAGCACUCCGCAAGGAGGACAUCAACGGAAUUUCAUCUUUUGUUUUCACCAAAGAUGGACAAGGGUUCUACUUACAGUCACCUUCAGAGUUUUCUCGCAUCACUCUGUCCACCUCCACAAGCACCGCAGCUCCCCGGUGUCAACUGGAGCUGGCUGAAGGUCUGCGGCCACCACCAGAGUCCCCACAAGAAGCUGCAGCAACAGGUGGAGCCACUGUACUCAGGCAGCCCACAGUAGAAGUGACCCCAGCCUCAGAAGAACCAUCGCAGGAAGCCCGCGGUGAGGCUGAUGCAACUUUAACCAGCGUUGACGAUUCUCCAAUGGAUUCUUCAGUGAUCUCGGGAGAUAUUACUGUCGACAGUGUCAGAGAUGUCAU